Molecule: messenger RNA, 1044 nt
Organism: Carassius gibelio (silver crucian carp)
Lineage: Eukaryota; Metazoa; Chordata; Actinopteri; Cypriniformes; Cyprinidae
Gene: lratb.2
Product: lecithin retinol acyltransferase b, tandem duplicate 2
Exons: 2
Coding region: 234-896 (220 amino acids)
Biological process (GO): retinol metabolic process
Molecular function (GO): phosphatidylcholine-retinol O-acyltransferase activity
Source: RefSeq, a predicted model, not a curated record
UGCCUUUAUUUGUUACAUAAACAGAAAACGUUAGGUAAUAUAAUCCACAAAGCGUGAGAAAGUCAUUGAGCAACUAUGAAUUGUUUGUUUCAUUAGGCAUGUGAUGUACUUAUUAUGGAGUUUAUUCUGAAAAUAGCUCUGGGUUUGUAAUCCUCGAGCUCCUCCCCAGGCUGCCUCCAGUGGGAUAAAACCUGCAGGUGUCAGACCAUCUAGAAGCUCACCGCAUCUCCAGGAUGUUUCCUCUACAGUUCCUCUACAACUUCUUUUACAUCGCUGUGGUCACAGACACUGAAGAAAAGAAGAAGAAAGUGGUCCAGUAUGACACCUCCAUGUACAAAAGAGGAGAUCUCCUAGAGGUCCCUCGAACUCUCUUUACGCAUUUCGGAAUCUAUCUGGGGAACAACCGCGUGGCUCACCUCAUUCCUGAUAUCCUGCCGGUCUUGACCACUGACGAGAAGGCCAUUGAGAAAAUGGUGACUAACAACCGGCUGAUUUUGGGUGUGAUAGCAAAAAAAGCAAGUGUCCGGGUGGACUCCUUGGAGGACUUUGCAUAUGGAGCAGAAAUUCUGGUCAACCACAUGGACAAGGUUUGCAGUCGGUCUCCGUUCGAGGGUGAGGAGGUCGCUCGGAGAGCCGAGAAGCUCUUGGGCUCCGUGGUUUACAGUCUGCUUUGGUACAACUGCGAGCAUUACGUCAUGUACUGCAGAUAUGGCACCAGCAUGAGCUUUCAGACCUACCAGUUCUGCAAAGUGGUACGCAAGAUUGUGUGCAGCAAAAGAAGUUGUCUUUUAAGCUUUUUGUUAUGCUUGUUCAUCAUGUUUUAUAUGGGGUCUGUGUCCAUCUUUGGAAUUGUAUCCACGUUUAUAAUCCCCUCCACUAUUUGGAUGGCAUCCUGAAAAUUAUUUAUUUUAUUUUAUUUUAUUUUUUCAUCAAUGAGUUCAAAAUAUUGUUUUAUUAACCUGGGGCACCUAUUGGACCACUGUAAAAAAUUGGUCCACUGUAAUAAAAAACAAAAAAUACAAAGAAAUAUACUAUAUAUAUAUA